UGAGAACGUGCGCUUCUAACUUUUUUAUUUUGGCACUGCUAGUAAGAUCUCCAGCUCGCGUUUUGUCCCGUUUGGAGGCUGCUUUCUUGCAACACUUUUUCACUUUCCAUAUCCCCACAAUUCCCCUUUCUCUUCCACCUAGACACACAGUCCCAUCUGGAGCUCCACACAGCUUGCCCCUUCGCUCCGAACUCGACUCUUUUCAUGUGAGAGACCUUGAUCCACCUGAGACCUUUACUAUCAGCCUGCAAAUCGGCCUAUCUGACAACCACAAUAAACACACAGAGGCCGUCAUCCCGCAGGACCAUCACCCACCAAAAGCUAAAACCUACAUUCCACAAUAUCAGCCAGUGAGAGUCACAGAAAGCCACUGAAGCAGCCUGCAACAUACUUAACUGGCCUGACCAACGGGCAACAAGCAGCAGACAAGUUAGCCAGACAGAAGGGCAGCCAUGUUGAUCAUCUUAGCCUUCAUCAUCCUCUUCCAUCUGGCCGCAGCCAUCCUGCUCUUUGUUUCAACCAUUCACAAUGCGUGGUGGGUGGUGUCAUCAGCCGGGCGCGACCUGAUCUACACCGACCUGUGGUACUCCUGUAACGCCACCUGCUUCCCUGUGGAGAACAGCCAUACUGCUGAUGCAGCCUACCUGCAGGCGGUCCAGGCUACUAUGAUCCUGGCCACCAUUUUAUGUUGCGUCAGCUUCUUUGUCUUCAUCCUUCAGCUCUUCAGGAUCAAACAGGGAGAGAGAUUCAUUUUCACCGCUGUUAUCCAGCUAUUUGCCUCUCUAUGUGUGAUGAUUGCAGCAUCUAUUUACACGGCUCAGAAGAACACCUUUCAUGUGCCAAGCCUCCAGGAAGGCGCCUAUGGCUCCUCCUAUGUCCUGGCCUGGAUCAGCUUCCCUAUGACUCUCAUCAGCGGCAUCAUGUACCUGGUGCUCAGGAAGCGCAAAUAGAUGUGACGGGCUUGACGCAAACGCUCGCAAAUGUUCAAAUGUAUAAAUAGGAACACUUGGACACCAAUGCAUAAACACAUACACUUUUCCUCAACAAACAUGCCUGCACACACUCUCUUUCUAACACUUAGAUUUAUAUAUAUAAUAUACCAAUGGAGAUAAGGAAAUAUGCCAGAAAUGUCAAAUCCAUUUUAAUUUAAAGUCUCAGGUUCAGAGCCAGACAAACUUUUGUCCAACCUUACACACUCCAAACCCCAAAUAGUCACACACCCUUUCUCCUUCCUGAUGGUACAUUGUUCUCACUGAAUGUGGCAAAGAUUCAUUAGGACUAGCACACUCACAGUGUGUUUAGUUGACUGUAUAUUUUUUUUCCAGACAAGUGCAUCAGAAGCAUGGCUGACUGUUGACUAAGCAAGAGGUAGUUGACAGACCCACUGUCUGUUUUUCUGUUUUCUUGCUUGACAGCCACUAAAAUAUGUUUCUGUAAACAUUUAAGGCAAGAAAUACACCAUGAUUACAAAGAUUUGCCUGGUUUGAAACUGAUUUUUGCCUGCUAGGUAUAAAGCGCUUGAUAGGUUCAUUUGCAUAAAGCUGAGGUCAAAUCUACUUCAUGCAAAUGCACUCAUUCACUCAUCGCUUUGCGUAGAAAAUAAAUAUGAUAUGUCGAGCUGAGAUUUUGGUGGUCCAGCUGAGACUGCAUUUGGUGAGAACAUACCUUGACUAUCCUCUUCCCUAUUUCCCCCUCAGCCAUUACUCAUAACAUGAGCUCUGUUCCAACACAUUGAUUUGUGUCUCUUGUCUCAUUGUCUACACUGGUUCCUUCCCACACCAUUCCUAGGAACUGAUCACAAAGGAUAGAGGUUGAAGAAGAAAAAGUGGUGAGGUUUGCCUUACUGGGAAACAGCCCCUGGACUUGCCAAAGGGACUUGCCAAAGGGUCCAUAAAUUUAUUUUGUACAUAUUUGCUGUGUAUGUAUAGUUCAGGUAACUGCCAAAAACCUAUCUUUAAGACUGAACUAUAGUCUGAACUGUAGUUGCAUUUUAUAUAUAUAUAUAUAUAUAUAUAUA
Molecule: messenger RNA, 2017 nt
Organism: Xiphias gladius (swordfish)
Lineage: Eukaryota; Metazoa; Chordata; Actinopteri; Istiophoriformes; Xiphiidae
Gene: emp2
Product: epithelial membrane protein 2
Exons: 5
Coding region: 453-950 (165 amino acids)
Cellular component (GO): plasma membrane
Source: RefSeq, a predicted model, not a curated record